AUGGAAUUGGAAUCGACGCAAGAGACCAAUCGUGUAUGGAUGCUUGUAAUGCCCUCUCUCCUACCAGUCUUCUCUUGCCUCUCUCCAUUUCGGAGAUUCAAAGACUCGGAAGAGAAAAGAGAAGAAUUAUAUGGAAAUUUAAAGCUAGAUAAGUCUCUUGGAUGGGCUGUUGAUGUCAUUGGUCCUAGGGAGCUCUCUGCUAAGAUGCUCGCUAAAAACAAGAUCACUUUAAAUGAGAUCUCACAUAACUAUGCUAUGGGACUUAUCAAACAGGUUCUAGACAUGGGAGUACUUCUAACAGAGGUAACCUUGUGA
This is a messenger RNA of Eruca vesicaria subsp. sativa (arugula), 315 nucleotides long. The record is from the annotation of a GenBank genome assembly. NCBI's taxonomy places the organism in Eukaryota, Viridiplantae, Streptophyta, Magnoliopsida, Brassicales, Brassicaceae.